AUGGGUAGAUUAACAAGGAGUAAGGUUGUGGCAGACAACCUUUCAGUCGAAAAGGUUACAAAAAAAGGGCAAAAUGCAGAAGGAAGCGAUCGAACUGGGACGGAAUUCUAUUUAGAAAUUUGGAAUGUGAUAAAGAACCAUAGAGAUAGCAGGAAUCGGCUGAUGGCAAAACUUUUCAAUACAUUGCCGGAUAGGAGGCACUAUCCAGAUUAUUAUGAGGAGAAAAAAAUAGACCGUAAAGAAUAUCCAGAUAAUGAAUCAUUUGAAUCGGAUCUUGAUUUAAUGUUCGAGAAUGCCAAGAAAUAUAAUGUGGAAGGCUCACAAAUAUAUAAUGAUGCCAAAUCAUUACAGAGAUUAGCACAUAAUCUCUUAGGAGACAAAUAUGUUAAAACAAAAGAAGGGAGUGAAACGUAUAAAACAUUCGACAAGAUCGAGUAUAAUGGCGAAACCUAUAAUAUAGGCGAUUAUGUACAUAUUGUUAACGAACUUGACCCAGAUAAACCAAACGUUGGACAUAUUUUUAGAAUUUGGAAAAAUCACAAAGGUGAAAACGGAGUCAAUGUUUGUUGGUAUUAUCAUCCUGAACAAACUAAGCACCAAGUUAGCAAGAAAUUCUUCCAAAAUGAAGUGUUCAAAACAAACACAUUUCAUGACCACUUAAUGCAAGAUGUUUUAGGAAAGUGCUUUGUCUUGCAAGUUAAAGACUAUGUCAAGGGGCGGCCAAAAGGAGGCGAGAACAAGUCAGUUUAUGUAUGCGAAUCAAGAUAUAACGAAGGCAGCAAAGUUUUUAAUAGAAUAAAGAAUUGGCAUCAUGUAAUGCCCAAAGGAUUUGACUUUAAAAAAAUUGAACUCGAUAAAUACGAAACGCCAAUUACAUUGAGAAAAAAUGAGAGUCCAUUAGCGGCUGAAUGGUUAGCUGCUCAUGACAAGGUGGAUGAAUCACAAAAGUUAGAAACAUCUGAAUUUGAACAGAUGUCAACACCAGUGUCAGCAUCUGAAUCUGUAUCUGCAUCUACAACAAUGACACAAACAGCAACACCUAAACCUAUAAGUAUGAAAAGACAACAAACAGCCAACCAGUUUACCGAUAAUUUAAAUCAACAUCCACUUGUACCUUCACAGUUUUCUUCUAAUGUACAACCACAAUAUAAUCAUUCAAUGGUUCCUCAGCACCCAAUGGCUCCAAUGAACCCUUCUAUGAUGAUGGGAAGGUUACAUGGCUACGGAUAUAAUACUCCUUAUCAACAUCCACAAUCACAUCAUAUGAUGAUUUCUCCUCAGUAUAUACACCCACAUCAUUAUCCAAUGAUGCCAUCACCAAUCUCACAUAACAUGACUCAAAUUCCAGAAACUUCUAAAGCGAUGCCUAAGCCUUUUCUAAGACGAACGACAUCUGUCGUAUCUAACAAUAACGUGUCUCAAAUCUUUGAAUUGCCUUCAGAAACAGCCGAGCAAUUUGCACGUGACGACAAAGGAAGAAUGCUUUGGUUUGUUACUCCACCAAUAGAUGUAAUACCAUUACCACGACCUGUACAUUCAAUAGAAUAUCUUUAUAGACGAGAAGAAAUUAAAAAGCGCAAGAAAGCACAAGAGACAAAUUCCAUUAGUGAAAGUCAACCUGAACGGCCACAGAAAAUACAAAAUCUCUCACAUCCUGAUGCUAAUAGCAUAAUGAAUGAUGAUAAACUACUAGACAUUAUUGAAGUUAGCUUUCAAGUCACAUUCAAAGGAAAAACUAUUCAGGUGGAAAAUUUAACGUUAAGUCAUACGAUUCGAGAAUUAAAAGAGCAUCUCGCAGAAGAGACGAACAUUCCUGUAGAAUUCCAGAAAUUGUUUUAUAAAGGUCUACUUAAUAAUGAUUCUACUCUACUAGAAUGUAAAUUUAAGAAUGGUAUCAAAGCAUUACUGGUAGGAAGUUCUCAGCAAGAAAUUCAAACAGUUAAUGCGGCAGAUUCGAAAGUUAUACACCAGUCGUCAAAAUCAAAAUAUGCAAUUAAUCCAUACAAAAAUAUUAGAACCGAAAAUUCAUUAGAUAGUAAUUAUACAUUUCAUAAAAUUGAAGUUAUUGAACAUUUUCCUAAUCCUGAUCGGGCCCGUGCCUUACUUGAGAAGUUACGCGAUGAUCGAGGCAUCCGUGCAAUAAUGUCACACUAUAAAUGGACUGCUGAAAAAACAAUCUUAGGAUUUAACAGAAAUGCCGGACAAUUAAUUUCUUUAAGAUUGCGUACGGAUGAUAUACAAGGAUUUAGGCAUUACCCCGAAAUCAGACGUGUCUUGUUACACGAACUCACGCAUAAUGUUUGGAGCGAACACGAUGACAAUUUCCAUCUUUCAAUGGAUUGGACUGCGUCAAAAUCGCACAAAAUUUCAAAUGAAGAAUUUUAUAACCCACCAGAGGAAGAAGAAAUUGAUGCACGCUCGUGGGAAGGCGGUACAUAUGUAUUGGGUGGAGAUCCAUCUCGUGCUGAUAUUCUAUCAAGGCGAGAGCUCUUGGCGGAAUCAGCUUUGAUCCGAGUGACAAAAGAAUAA
Dentiscutata heterogama is the source of this 2529-nucleotide messenger RNA. The record is from the annotation of a GenBank genome assembly. Lineage: Eukaryota; Fungi; Glomeromycota; Glomeromycetes; Diversisporales; Gigasporaceae.